ACAACACAAACAUACUAUGUCGUCGAAUUAAGUCUAAGUAGAAGGGCACCUCCUCCUGUUCUGUUGAGUAACUUGUCUGUAGAUCUCCAGUAGAGUGGAUGGGUGUUGACUGCACACGCAAACCUCCAUGUCACUUCAUAGCAAAAUAACUCCUACGUGCAAGGAGGCGAGCUAGUUCGCAGUCGGGGUAACCAACCGACCUACUUCCGAAGCCCACUUACAUCACACCUGGCAAGCAGUGGCUCCGACAAGCCGACGCUUUCCAUUUCGUGCGAUAUUAAUAUGUCAACUUAGAUGGACCUGACGCAUUGAACAGAGCUAUCCACUGAGAAAUUUUGGUGUUGACUAGGAGCUGUCAAGAUUGCAGCUGGUUUCGUCAUUAGCCGGUGUUGACAUCAAGAAGAGCAAUGUCCUGUCCGUGUACCUCGGCUGCAAGGUUGCUCCUGAAUACAGCUCAUCGAGGAUUUUCUUGCUCACGGUUGCAGUUUUAUUCUCUGAGUCGCCAUGGCUCUAGAGAUGCUCAUCUACCUCGUUUGCGGGUGAGAUCGUUUUCCGAGACCACCAUCUGCUUUGCCUCCAAAGACGGCCCCACAAAGGACACUGGGAGCGAUGGUGGAAAGAAAAGUGUCAGUGAGGGAAAGAGGGCCUCGGGUUCCGGGGGUUCCGGCAAGGGUGGCAGUCAGCUCCGAUGCCCCAAAUGUGGAGACCCCUGCACACAUGUGGAAACCUUUGUUUCAUCGACACGAUUUGUCAAAUGUGAAAAAUGCCACCACUUUUUUGUGGUUUUGUCUGAGACGGACUCCAAGAAGGGACUAAACAAAGAGGCAGAGUCAGCUGCCGAGGCAGUAAAACUUGCUUUUGCACAGAAACCUCCCCCUCCUCCCAAGAAGAUUUACGCUUACCUUGACAAGUACGUGGUGGGACAGUCAUAUGCCAAGAAGGUGUUGGCCGUAGCCGUGUACAAUCACUACAAGCGCAUCUACAACAACAUCCCUGCAGGCAGUCGCCAGCAGGUGGAGGUGGAAAAACAACCCACUCUGACACCUCGGGAGCUAGAGAUGAGAAGACGAGAGGAUGAAUACAGAUUCACAAAGUUGCUGCAGAUUGCCGGGAUCAGCCCCCAUGGCAACGCUCUGGGAGCCUCCAUGCAGCAGCAGACCAGCCAGCAGGCACCCCAAGAGAGACGAGGAGGGGAGGUCUUAGACUCCACACAUGCCGACAUUAAACUGGAGAAGAGUAACAUCAUACUUCUUGGUCCAACUGGCUCAGGAAAAACUUUGUUGGCACAGACGCUGGCUCGCUGUUUGGAUGUUCCUUUCGCAAUUUGCGACUGCACCACACUAACUCAGGCCGGUUAUGUUGGAGAAGACAUAGAGUCGGUCAUUGCGAAACUGCUGCAGGACGCUAACUACUCAGUCGAAAAAGCACAGCAAGGUAUUGUGUUUCUGGAUGAGGUGGACAAGAUUGGCAGCGUGCCUGGCAUCCAUCAACUAAGGGAUGUGGGAGGAGAAGGAGUUCAGCAGGGGUUACUCAAACUUUUAGAGGGCACAAUUGUCAACGUUCCGGAGAAAAACUCCAGGAAGUUGAGAGGAGAGACGGUUCAAGUCGACACAACAAACAUCCUGUUUGUGGCCUCGGGUGCAUUCAAUGGACUUGACAGAAUCAUUAGCAGAAGAAAGAAUGAGAAGUAUCUAGGCUUCGGAACUCCGUCCAAUUUGGGAAAAGGGCGCCGUGCGGCAGCUGCGGCCGACCUUGCCAACACCAGCGGCGAAACCGACACUGUGGCCGAGAUUGAAGAGAAGGACAGGCUGCUGAAGCACGUGGAGGCACGAGACCUGAUCGAAUUUGGAAUGAUCCCGGAGUUCGUGGGCCGUCUUCCUGUUGUGGUUCCUCUCCACAGUCUGGAUGAAGAAACACUCGUCCGUAUCUUGACAGAGCCACGCAAUGCCGUGGUGCCACAGUACCAGGCUCUGUUCAGCAUGGAUAAAUGUGAACUCAACGUGACUCAAGAUGCCUUGAAGGCCAUCGCCCGCAUGGCUCUGGAAAGAAAAACUGGAGCUCGUGGGCUCAGAUCAAUCAUGGAAAAGCUUCUUUUGGAGCCAAUGUUUGAGGUGCCUCACUCUGACAUUAUGGCUGUCGAGUUGAACAAAGAGGUCGUCCAGGGGAAGGUGCAACCCAGAUACAUCAGGGCUCCGGCCAAAGAACAGACAGACGACGACUACGAUUCCGGCAUGGAGGAGGAAAACUGGCCUCGCCAGGCGGAUGCUGCAAACAUCUGAAACGUGUCAUCAUUUCACAUAAUGACUGUUCGAUACCAACUCCGAGGGUUUGUUUGACAGAAACCCCAGAAACGAUCUAUGAACAUUUUAAUAGGGUUAAUGAAGGUUGUGAGCGACCAUGUUGUCAUCAUGAACAAGUAGUGUCACAACCUCGGGUUGUGUGUGUGUGUGCGCGUGUGUCCGUAUGCGUUAGUGUGUCUAGCAGCACACUCGUAGGUCGGACCUAUAUACAAUUAUUUCAAUCUCUGGUGAUUGUUAACAUUUUAUCUAUAAUAAGAUAAUACAUUUUUUUUAUUCGUGAGAGCAUUUCUAGCAAGUUGACAUUUGUUUUCUUCUCUGGCCACGACCAAGAGAAGCAAUAAGAAGCAUGGCGAGGGGGCAUGUCAAGUAAUGCCUUAUACCAGGAGGGCAUAAUAUUAUAUGAGCGCAUCAAUAUUUUGAUGUUUCCUCUUUACCACCAUUGUACUAAUGGUGUCCACGUAGUACUGUUGGGCUGUAAAUUUGACCAAUUUAACAAGGACAACAAGUAGUAAAGCAUGAGCAGUUCAACAAAUGAUCGGGGGCAUCAAUGGUUAUCCAUGUUUGGUUUUCGGACCGCUUUUAAGGAAUUAUACUGUAUAUACAUACGUGUACAUGUGUUCAUCACCCAGAGGGUUGUUCAGCCAACAGGGUUUAAGUAAAUGAAAAUCAUCAUUUAAAGUUUUGUGUUUAUCACUCUUAUCAUCUGGAUUGUCCAUCACAUAAUCUCAAAAAACACUUUCUCUCACCUACCUUUUAGUGACGUCAUAUUCUGUUACUAUCGAGUGCUCUCCGACUGAACUGCUUGUACUCCUGGAAUAUGUUCGACUGAUUAAACUAGAACUGAUCUCCCUUGUUUUUAAGAUUCCUUUUUCCUUUUAAGACAUCUGUCUGUUACAAAGAACCGUUGUGAACCCACCUUCACAUACAAUGUAAUUUUUGAAAUUAUAAAUAAAAUGUAUAUCUGUAUAGGCUUUAA
Molecule: messenger RNA, 3276 nt
Organism: Corythoichthys intestinalis (scribbled pipefish)
Lineage: Eukaryota; Metazoa; Chordata; Actinopteri; Syngnathiformes; Syngnathidae
Gene: clpxb
Product: caseinolytic mitochondrial matrix peptidase chaperone subunit Xb
Exons: 15
Coding region: 408-2279 (623 amino acids)
Biological process (GO): protein folding
Cellular component (GO): mitochondrial matrix
Molecular function (GO): ATP-dependent protein folding chaperone; protein dimerization activity; ATP binding
Source: RefSeq, a predicted model, not a curated record